Messenger RNA from Eremothecium gossypii ATCC 10895, 945 nucleotides. RefSeq names its product histone acetyltransferase (gene SAS2). Gene Ontology annotation, molecular function: histone acetyltransferase activity. The record is from RefSeq and is marked provisional. Bases 1 to 945 code for a protein of 314 amino acids. Gene Ontology annotation, biological process: regulation of DNA-templated transcription. NCBI's taxonomy places the organism in Eukaryota, Fungi, Ascomycota, Saccharomycetes, Saccharomycetales, Saccharomycetaceae. The transcript has a single exon.
AUGAAGUCAUCAAGUAGUCCCAGUGAUGAAGGCGACCUAUAUGGCAUUUUGGACAAGCCCAAUAUCAAGCAGGUGCAAUUCGGGCUAGGUAAACGGUUCAAGACAUGGUAUGGAAGCGCGGUAUACUUUGCACGGGACAAGCGAACCCUAGGUUACAAGGCCAAAAAUGUGGGAAUGUGCGACCGGUCUAUGGAUGAGAGUACAGAAGGAGGGUUCUGGCUCGAUGAACUAUUUGUUUGCGAGUAUUGCUUCAAGUACUACGAUCGGCCAGAUGAGUUGGUUGGGCAUGUGAAGAGCUGCCGGUACAAGCUUCGACUACCAGGUCGAAUCAAAUACAUGAGCCCUGAGUAUACCAUUCGGAAGGUUAAAGGAAAGAAGCACGAGCUGUUCUGCCAGUGCAUGUGCUUAUUCACGAAAUUAUUUCUCGAUAACAAGUCCGUGUACUUCAGAAUGACCAGCUAUGAGUUCUAUAUCCUAUACAAUACUGAGGGCCGCGAGCCUCUGGGCUUUUUUUCCAAAGACUUGUAUUCAUACAAUCGGAAUAAUUUGGCUUGCAUUCUGGUAUUUCCUCCUUACCAGCGGCGAAACCUUGGAACUUUGCUGAUAGAUUUUUCGUACCGGCUAUCGAGAAAUGAAGGCAUAGUAUCAGGGCCUGAAUUUCCAUUGUCACCUUUUGGAUUGAUUGGGUAUCUAAAGUACUGGUCAUUUGCUAUAGUAUGGCAUCUAACCGAGGGUGAACUGUCUAACUUGCACAAAGUUAGUUUAAACGUCAUCUCUGAAGUAACUGGUAUCCGGGUCUCCGACGUGAUCAUAACAUUGAAGCAUCUACAAUGUCUCACAGAAAAUAACGAAAUUCUGCUCCCCGUUAUUAGAAGGUGGGCGAAGGAGCUGAAAGUUGACAGGGGGUUUAUGAUACAAGAACAAUAUCUCUUAUUGAACGAUUAA